Messenger RNA from Clonostachys solani, 342 nucleotides. Lineage: Eukaryota; Fungi; Ascomycota; Sordariomycetes; Hypocreales; Bionectriaceae. The record is from the annotation of a GenBank genome assembly.
AUGCCUGGCCACCCCGCCAACGCGGGAAAUACUCGGUCCUCCAAUCGGGCGAAGAAUGGAGAGGCCACUGUGCAGGGCCAAGAAGCGUUGAACUGGCUUCUACGAGAUGAAAUCGCUGCCUUUGAGCGAUUCAAAGAUCCCGCCGAGCAACAGCUCACGGCCUUGGGAGGCCCCAUAGUCGCUGGCCCGGCCCCAAUCCCAGUAGCAGAAGCAGCAACAAGAAACUUUACUUCAUUCUUUGCACCAGAGCCUGCCCCGUCGUCCUCGCCCCUCUCCUACCACAUCUACUUCGAUGUCCUCUCUGCCUCUCUUAUUAUUGGAAGAAAAUUGGGUGUCCAGUAG